Leptopilina boulardi is the source of this 2262-nucleotide messenger RNA. RefSeq names its product lachesin-like. The record is from RefSeq and is a predicted model, not a curated record. The transcript is spliced from 11 exons. NCBI's taxonomy places the organism in Eukaryota, Metazoa, Arthropoda, Insecta, Hymenoptera, Figitidae. Gene Ontology annotation, cellular component: neuron projection. Bases 535 to 1785 code for a protein of 416 amino acids.
UAUGCGACAUGUGAUUUUUAUUUGAAUUUUGAAAUGUAAAUAAUCAAUUAGUAAAAUUAAAUUAAUCCUCUUACUAUUAUUGUGAACAAGUGAAAUUAGUAAAUUAGAAAUUUAUGAGCGAAAAAAAGGAAGCAGUAAAUAAAUAAUAAGUGUACAUAAAAAAUUUCGUUAAAUAUGAAUUGCGAUAUUCAAAUUCGUGUAUAUUUGCUGUGGUCUGCAACUAUAAAGGACAAAUUUGUUUGACGUUUACCAACUGUUUUUUAUAAAUUAGUGGUUCCAGAAAUUUUAAUUUUACCAGAGAAUCUUACGGAUUAAUUUUCAAGUGAAAUAUUCAAGAAGACAUAUAUAAAUAUAAGCCGACCAUGAAAACGGGAACUCUAAGCAGAGAUUCAAUUUUCGGAACUCAAUAUUGGACAUAAAGGCAUGUUGUACGUAAGAAGAGCGGAAAUAGAGGUCCGCACGAAAGAUGAUGGAGUUAAGUAGAUAGAAGACCAUUCCUGGCACCAUCAAGCAGACGCUACUUUGCGGCGCACGAUGCUCUGCUAUCUCACUCUAACUAUUCUCUUCGUCGUUAAUGUGCCAUUCGUGACGGGGUUGGAGCCAGACUUCCUUUACCCACUUGAUAAUGUAACGAUCCCGCAGGGUCGAGACGCUACCUUCACCUGUGUGGUGAAUGAUCUCGGUGGAUACCGGGUGAGUCCUUCCUCCUCCGCGAGUGGAAAUCAUGGUGGCACCGGGGUUCGGGUGGCAUGGAUCAAAGCGGACACAAAGGCGAUUUUAGCAAUUCACGAACACGUUAUUACAAAUAACGCUCGACUUUCUGUGAAGCACAGUGAUUCACACACGUGGACAUUGAACAUUAAAGGAGCACGUCGAGAGGAUCGAGGAAUAUACAUGUGCCAGGUGAACACUGAUCCCAUGAAAAGCCAGAGCGCAUUUCUGGAGGUGGUAAUCCCACCGGACAUAAUUUACGAAGAGACGUCUGGGGAUCUCAUGAUACCGGAAGGUGGUUCUGCGAAGCUGGUUUGUAAGGCCCGCGGUUUCCCAAAGCCAGACAUUGCUUGGCGACGGGAAGACGGCAACGAAAUAACGUCAAGAUCCAGCCACACCGGUGGAAAAACAAGAGUACCAGUUGCACAAGGGGAAACACUACAAUUUUCUAAGGUAACGAGAAGUGAAAUGGGCGCUUAUUUAUGUAUAGCAAGCAAUGGCGUACCUCCAACCGUCAGCAAACGAAUGAUAUUACAAGUACACUUUCGUCCAUUGAUUCAAGUGCCGAAUCAGCUUGUGGGUGCACCAACCGCUACUGAUGCCACAUUGGUUUGCUAUGUAGAAGCUUCGCCAAAGCCUAUAAAUUAUUGGACCCGUGAAACAGGGGAAAUGAUAAUCACUAAUGAAAAGUACUCAAUGUCAGAAGUGAAAUCAUCACUGUAUAGUGCGCAAAUGCGUUUGUUAAUAAAGGACCUGCAAGAUCGUGAUUUUGGUGGUUAUAAAUGCAUCUCAAAGAAUUCAUUGGGUGAUGCUGAGGGAAGCAUUCAUCUUUAUCCAAUGAAUUUAGAGGAUAAAAAUAAUGACGGUGUUCAUCUUGAAGACGAAGCAUCAGAAGAUCGAGAAGGUCAAAGACUUAAUCACGUGUAUCAAGGAUCAUUAAGAGAAACUGGUUCAACAUUGAGACCACGACAUAAUGGUGAUGGUUACAAUAAUUCUAAUUCAUCGUUAAGAAAACAUAAAUCAACUGUUUGGAUAAUGCUAAUUAUAUCCUAUCACCUGACAAGGUACACGUAAGACCAUCAAUAAAUAUAUAUAUAUAUAAUAAGAGUUACCAAAUCGUUCGUUUUCGUAAAAAGAAUAUUUUUAAAACUUUCGCAAAUUUGAGACAAAAAAGUAUAAACGCCGAUUACGAUAAAAUUACUCAAUAAUCUUUAUUUAUACUCAGUAAAUUUAAUUUACUAUAAGAAACUUAUUAAAUUAUAGUAUAAAACUUAUAAGUUAUUUUAAAUAAUUCAAAUUUAUAAUAAUAUGAAAGUGUUUAUUAAAGAAUUUUCAAAACUUCUGUUCCAUAUUUUCAUGCUAAAUUAAUUCUUAUUCAUAAGCGUGUAAUUUACCUAAGAAAAAAAUUUGAACGAUUGGUGCUCAGCACUGAGGGUCUUUUUAUUAUUUUCGUUAAGAAAAAAUGUGAGAUAUUUAAAAAUGUAAUACAUUGGAAGUGAAAAUGUUAGAAAAUUUUUGAUUGUUGCUAAUAAUAAUAAUAAUAAAAGUAAU